GGAACUAUGAAAGCUAGAAGGUUGAAAUUAAUUAUAGCGAUUCUAGAGACCCAUGUUGCCACGCCCAAUCUAACGCCCACAAGCCGCCCAAAACUGCCACGCCCAUACUUUUGAACAUUUUGGGAUAUUCUUUCAUUCAUUUAUUUGUCUUUUUUUGCCAUAAAACUGUUUGCCUUGAAACCAUCAUUUUAAGUUAUUUUUAUUCACGUUGUUUCUCUUUUAAGCUCUCGAUUCAAACUCUUCGACCUUGAUAUAUAUAGUUAAUUCUAUCGAUAUAAGUCUUUCCUAGUAUUUUAUAUUUAUACACAGCUCACAGCCUUUCCCACAAACAGGCCAAAAUUUCCACACCAACAUUUUUGAAAUAUGUUUUCAUUUUUUUUCGUUUUAGUGUUUGUCUUGCCAAAAAAACAAACAACUUGUAUAAAAAACAUUUUUACCGCGUCCCUCUUUACACCUGCAAGACCCCCAAAAUAUUCACACUUUUAAACCAUUUUUAAAAAUUUUCUGAUUUUAUUCCCCAAUAUCUGUCGAUAUUCCAGAAAACAUAUGAAAUUUAGCGUUCGCACACUACUACCUGAGUAAACGGUAUCUUAUAGUCGGUUAACUCUACUGAAGCAUUCUCUCUUGUUUAUAUUAACUAAAACCUCUUCUGUUCACAAUUCCACUUUUAUAUUUUCGGAAUUCCCUUUCAUCUUUUGCUGCGUAAGCAAUCCUAGAAUUUGAGGGCUUAGUACCCAAUUAACAGCUCUCAAAGUUCCCGAGAUAUCGGCGUUCAUACGGAUGGACGUAAUACUGACGCUACAUAUUUAAUGUUUUUUAGAAUUUAUCCGCUAAUUAUAUAAAAUGGCGAUCAUAUUAAGAAUCUCAUUUAUGUGCUUAACAUAAUGUGUUCAUAGUAUUCUAAAAGAAAAUUCCAAAAAUUUAGCGAUUUUAUCCCGAAGCAAUUGCCUGGCUUGAAAAAAGCUGGCCGCCAACACAGCUGCCUAUCGAUGACGCGUGACUGAUAGCGCCAUCGAUAGCCUCCGCACAGACGUGGUUUUCCCAACUUGCAAUGCAGCAAAUUAACGGAUGUAAUGCGACGCAUAGCUCCCCGUUUUCUGGAAACAAGCAAACGAAGCAACAGCCCGCAGGUUGAUCCUUGCAUGACAACCGAUUGAAGGAGAGAGAGUGAGACAUCAACGCGCAGUUACGGCAUCAAGGGAUUACAGUCUGGUCAGAUAUUGGGCAAGCUAGCAAAAGGAAAACAAACGCCAUGUCGACAGAACGAAGUUCGGAUUCAGCUGAGCCAGCGGAUUUGGCGCUCUUGUUGGACCGCAUUAACAUCAACAACAACAAUAAUAAUAAUAAUAAUAAUAACAACAGCAACAACAACAACAAUAACAAUAACAAUAACAAUAACAAUUGCGGUCGCAGCAAGAGCGGUGGAACUCCCAGGAAAUAUGCGACUGCUGGAGCCCCAAGCUCCAUUAGAAUGUGCCCCGCCAGCAAUGUGAACAGCAACCAGAGCAACAAACAACUAAACUCGAUUUGCCAGCGGGCGCAGGCGGGCCACAAGCUGAUGAUCAUAAUGCGCGGCCCUUCAGGCAGCGGUAAGAGUACACUGGCAGAGUCUCUGCUGCGCCAGGCGCACCUACUCGAUCGACACCAGGUGCGCGACUUUGUUCUGAGCUCAGACGACUACUUCAAGACGGGCCGCGGCUAUGUCUUCAACCCCACUCUGCUGCCAGCCGCUCACGACUGGAACCAGCAGCGAGUGCGCGAUAAGGCCGCCUCCGGCUGGAGCCCCAUCAUCGUGGAUAACACCAAUACAAUGGUGUGGGAGAUGCAGCCAUAUGUCCAAACCGCCGUGCGUUACGGCUACGUAAUUGAGCUUCUCGAGCCCAAUACUAGUUGGUGCAAGUCUGCCAGCAAGCUGGCCCAGAAAAACGUCCACAACGUCCCACGGGAGAAUAUUCAGCGCAUGCUAGAGCGCUUCGAGCGCACGACUGCGGGAGAGCUCAUUCGGUUAAUGAAGGAGACAAAGUAUACUGUGGAGCUGCCGCAACUACGCAAUCACCCGCCCCUUCCUGCCGUGCCUAUCAUCACGAAUUUUGAAGAGAGCAAGCCGCUGGCAGCCUCAGUCCCAGGGCCAGCGGAAAAUACCUUUAAGCUGAAUGCUAAUGCCCAAACGUGGGUGCCCUACGAGCACGGAGCGCCUUCAUACUGGUCGCAAACAGUGAAAUCGGCAGACACAGGCGCCGCGACAGUUCCGGAAAUUCCCGACGCUUUGGGUGCCGCAGCUCCCGUAAAGAGCGAAGUGUCUAUUAUAGAUCUGCUCCGCGAAGAGAGCCAAGUAAAGGAGGCACCGUCCAAAGCGGAGUCUAGCGAGGCAAAGCCCUUUGAGAGGCACAGCCUAGACUGUCCCAAUGAACCGAAAGGGUUUGCACACCUGCGCCAGAUGUAUCCCAAUAAACAGCUGACCGGCCUCUGGGACCUGUUUGUAAAGUGCAAGGCCGACGUGGAUUGGGCCGUUGAUAUUCUAUUGAAGGAGGACGAGCUCAACGCGGCCACUGCUCCGGAUCAAAUCGGAUUUGAGGAAAAUGUCAAUAGCGAGGAGGCGGCGCAGUUUCAAUGCGACUGCGACAAGGCGGCCGAUGCCCUGGAAUCUCCGAUUUCCACUCCUAUCUGCACCUCACCAACUUUACCGGUAUCGAAGACCGAAUCGAAGCCGCAACGUCAACCGCGCAACAAACGAGCAUCGGCCCCCACCAACAAAGAGUUGCAAAUGAAAAUCCAGAAUUGCUUUGUGUUAGGCGACGAACAAUACUCGGAGCACACUCGCAAAAUUCGCGAUAUUCGCAAUGGAAUCCUGGAUCAACCGAUAGUGCCUAAACCACCGGAAGCUCCCGAAGGACCAGAGCUAGAAGAGCUGGAGGAGGAGGACCCUGAAGAAAAUACUCUGCUGGAAAUCGAUUUGGGCACCUCUUUAAUUGAAAACUAUUGUUGCGCGACUCGACUAACGGAUACUUCUUGCGAUUUUAUCCCGAAGCAAUUGCCUGGCUUGAAAAAAGCUGGCCGCCAACACAGCUGCCUAUCGAUGACGCGUGACUGAUAGCGCCAUCGAUAGCCUCCGCACAGACGUGGUUUUCCCAACUUGCAAUGCAGCAAAUUAACGGAUGUAAUGCGACGCAUAGCUCCCCGUUUUCUGGAAACAAGCAAACGAAG
Molecule: messenger RNA, 3204 nt
Organism: Drosophila simulans
Lineage: Eukaryota; Metazoa; Arthropoda; Insecta; Diptera; Drosophilidae
Exons: 5
Coding region: 1253-3091 (612 amino acids)
Source: RefSeq, a predicted model, not a curated record